AGAGAGAGAGAGAGAGAGAGAGAGCGCGCAGCACAGCAGUUUUGAUUGUUUUCAUUUUUUUCUCUAAUGAUCACUCCUCCGUCACUGGUGCUUUUUGAGAAGAGGGAAGGAGCCACAGAUUGCUGGAUCAGUCUUGACUGCCGCUGUGUCAGGAGCAGCCAGUCGUGAGUGCCGGCAACUCCUCUAAACUUGGCCGAUCAGACACCUGUUGAGCAUGCUUUAUGUGUCGCGCGCGGCAGCUAUGGGAGUGUGCAGAGUGUCUAUCUGAUCGCCUCUGGGACUUGAGAAGCUGUCGCACAUUGCUGGACCAAAAGGUGGAUUGUACCACAGUUUUGCCUCUUCUGCCUACGCUGGAGAGAUGUCAUCUCUUUAUCAUCGCAACAAGGACCUCUCGCGCACAAGAAAGUCGCUGUCGGACUCGCCCCCCUCCUCCCCCACUGCAACCACACAAAGCUACAGACAUGAAAGGGCUUCAAGGUCAGAUUCCAGUGGUGGGGAGGGAGCCACUGACAGGCUACUUGGCCGGACAACCUCCUACACACGGCGGGAAAACCGCCUCGCAUCUCUAAACAAGGCCGAGGAUGACUCUGGAAACAGAGACUACAAAAAGCUAUAUGAGGAUGCCCUGUCAGAGAAUGACAAGCUGAAAUCCAGGCUUUCAGACAGUAAACAAGAGCUGGUUAAAAUUCGGAAUCAGCUGCAGAAAGUCACACAGAAACAAGACCGGAUAUCAGAGAGGUCUGGUGUGUAUGAAUCUGAAAAAAGAGAAAAACAAGCUCUGGAGAAAAAGGUGUCAGACAUGGAGGAGGAGCUGAAGGUUUUGAAUGAACUGAAAUCAGACAAUCAGCGACUGAAGGAUGAGAAUGGAGCCUUGAUCCGUGUCAUCAGCAAGCUUUCCAAAUGAGAGGACAAACACUGACUGCGCAGAGACCAACUUUAACUCUUUCCUGUAUCUGUAUCACCCAUUUUUUUAUUGACCUCGGACCGCUCAUUUAUUGGAAAUGUUUCACUGGUUGAUAGCUGCUCAGAGGCUAGAAGAUGGAAAAAGAAAAUGGCAGCAAAUGGAAUCACCCAGCAAUCACACAUUGUACUUCAGUGCAGCAGACACACAGGUACAUCCUGGAUAAUCUAACCAUCCACACAAGCAUAUGGUGAAAUGCCAUGUGUCUUUUUUAUCACCUUAAAAGGUUUACCUACAUCAUGGAGAUUUUGUUGGCAUUUGGAUCAUACCAAUCACAGGUCUAACAGCAUCUCAGGCCUGAAAUGGUAGUAUGUCUGUUUGUGUGUGAGUUUGUGUAUUGCACAUCCAGUAUGGCUAUUUGUGUGUGUGUGUGUGUGUGUGUGUUUGUGUGUGUGUGUGUUACAUAGUACAUGUCAUAAAGGAUAAUUGUCACCAUUGAUCAUGAAAAAAGGCCUAUCACUUGUCUGUGCAUAUUUAUGUUAGUCAAUAAGCUUUUCAUGUUUACAAUACACACACAAAGAUGUAUUGAAAUCAAAUUAUUGAAACAUAUAUGGGUUGGGGUGGGUGGGGAUUUCACUUGCCACUUUUGAUGAAAUUGUUUAUGAUUAUUUAUGGUGUUUAGUUAGAGUUUGGCUCUAUGUGUACUAUAUGUAAUAUAUUUUCACUGAAAUAUUUAUCUUUCAAAGGUGUUUUAUAUGACAGUUCAACUUUAGAUGAAUGUAAAAGCACAGAAUGUACUGCAUUAUAUGAUCACAAAAGUAUAAUAUUCUAUUUUAGUUUGCAUGGUACUUAAAUGUUAAAGAUAAUUCAGUGGUCAUGGUUGAAUAAAAAAAGAAGAAAGAAUCACAA
This is a messenger RNA of Alosa sapidissima (American shad), 1810 nucleotides long. RefSeq names its product protein phosphatase 1 regulatory subunit 12B-like. Gene Ontology annotation, molecular function: enzyme inhibitor activity; phosphatase regulator activity; protein kinase binding. Gene Ontology annotation, cellular component: A band; cytoplasm; Z disc. Bases 359 to 904 code for a protein of 181 amino acids. The record is from RefSeq and is a predicted model, not a curated record. NCBI's taxonomy places the organism in Eukaryota, Metazoa, Chordata, Actinopteri, Clupeiformes, Clupeidae. The transcript is spliced from 7 exons.